AUGGCUAUAAGUUAUUCAUUUCCAGCUCCAAUUCCAAUCAGACGGCCUGCAGCCAAUAGACUACUGGUGAUGAGGGCUCAUAAUCAAAUCUCAGUUAAUGGAAACCCUCUUCAGAUCAGAUCAUUUUCCAAGAAUAAGGUUUUUGAAGAUCUGUCAGCAGGUAUUGUUUGUUAUCGAGAUGAAAAUGGAGAUAUAACAUGUGAAGGAUUUGAUGAGGGACCUCGUCUUCAUCAGCAAUUAUCAAGGUUUACUUGUAAUUCAAGAGACAUCGAAAUUGUUGAGCUUCUUCGGAGAUGUUGGGAUGGGAUCAAGUAG
Molecule: messenger RNA, 315 nt
Organism: Fraxinus pennsylvanica
Lineage: Eukaryota; Viridiplantae; Streptophyta; Magnoliopsida; Lamiales; Oleaceae
Source: the annotation of a GenBank genome assembly